This is a messenger RNA of Podarcis lilfordi (Lilford's wall lizard), 22632 nucleotides long. NCBI's taxonomy places the organism in Eukaryota, Metazoa, Chordata, Lepidosauria, Squamata, Lacertidae. The record is from the annotation of a GenBank genome assembly.
AUGCAAUCCGUCCCCCUUUUCCUCCUUUCUCAGGGCCCAGCAGGACAACAAGGUAAGGAGGACAUUCAUCUAAGUAUAUAUGGGGAAGCUGCAACAAAAUGUUGCAGCAUGAAGUGCUUUUGUUCUGGAUACUCCACUUUAUUCUCCAUUCUCUCCCGCCUCCCCCCUGUUCCCCCUUUCCUCCCCCUUUCAAUAAUCAGUCAGCAUUCCCUAGCCACUGAUCACGCCGACUCCUUUCCUUAUAUGAACGGUUUAACAGGAUUUAUAAACUGCUUUAUCAUCUGUAACCUCUAAGCAGUUUACUCGGACUAGAAAAUUCAUUAAGGAUUCACUACUCAUUAAUCAUAGUCAUUAAGAAAUGCUGAUAACAAGCAAAUGUUAAAAGCAAGUUAACCUAAGACGAAUCAAAAUACAUGUAAAAUCAGCACUCGUUAGAAAUUUACGAAAUUAAUAGAAGCUCAUGUUAUCAUUACACGUUAAAAUUGCAAGCCUGGGUAGGAUUCUCUAAACAAACAAACAAAGUCAUUAUGUAAAGUUAAAGGGACCCCUGACCAUUAGGUCCAGUCGUGGCCAACUCUGAGGUUGCGGCACUCAUCUCACUUUAUUGGCCAAGGGAGCCAGCGUACAGCUUCCGGGUCAUGUGGCCAGCAUGACUAAGCCACUUCUGGUGAACCAGAGCAGCGCACAGAAUCGCUGUUUACCUUCCCGCCAGAGGAAGGUAUUUAUCUAUUUAUCUACUUGCACUUUGACGUGCUUUUGAACCGCUAGGUUGGCAGGAGCAGGGAGUGAGCAAUGGGAGCUCACCCCAUCGCGGGGAUUCAAACCACUGACCUUCUGAUCGGCAAGUCCUAGGCUCUGUGGUUUAACCCACAGCGCCACCCGCGUCCCUAACAAAGUCAUUAGCAGGUGUCAAAAGGAAUGCCGUGCAGAUGUUUCAAGGAUAUUGAUAUAUUUGGGGCAGGGUUGCCAUACACCCAGAAUUUCCUGGAACUUUCCUCAGAAUACUGCAGUCAGAAGCAGUGUCAAGGAGGAAACUGGCAAAAAUGUCCAGAAAAAUCUGGACGUAUGGCAACCCAUGUGUCUGGAUUUUCAAUUUUUGAAAGACAGAAUAGUUUUGGAGGCUUUUCACCCUAAAUUUAUAUAACAGCAUAAGCAGACCCUGCUGGAUCAGGCCAAUGGCCCAUCUUGUCCAGCAUCCUGUUCUCACAGUGGCCAACCAGAAGCGCCAAUGGGAAACCCGCAAUCAGGUUUCCUUUCCUCUCCUGCAGUUUCCAUCAGCUGGUAUUCAGAAUCAUCAUUGCCUCCAACUGCAUAGGCAGAGCAUAGCCAUCAUGACUGGUAGCCACCAAAAGCCCUCUCCUCUAGGAAUUUGCUCUAUCUCCUUUUAAAGUCGCCCAAGCUGGUGGUCAUCCCUGCCUCCUGUCGGAGUGAGGUCCACAGAUUUACUAGACAAACUCCUUCUCUCCCUACCCUCUUUCUCCUGCUGAGUAACUCUUCCUCAGCUGGUUAAACCUCCUAUCCCUUCUGAUCCCCUUGGUGAUUGGCCAGGGGAGGCAAUUCAGUCAGAAUUGGGGGAGGGAAGGUGUAAAACAAGCAUCCCCCCCCAUUGCGCUGCCGCCACCAAGGGAAAGGAGGAGAGGUAAACACGCAGCUGAACCCAAGCCCAGGCCGAGCCCACCUCCCCGACAGCUAGCACACUAAAAGCAAGCCAGAGCCCAAAGGGAAGCCCACUGGAAAAGACCUUGCUUCCUUCUAUUUUCAAUUUUUGAGGGAAAAGAAAAGAAAAAGGCACUUUUUUUGUAUUUUUAAGGGAUUUUUUUUUUAAAGGGAAGGAAGAAGGGAAAAACAUUUUUUCUUAAUUUUAAUUUUUAAUUGUUUUUUAAUAAGAUUUUUUGUUCUUUUUUUGAAAAAAAUAAUAAUAUUUUUAUAUUACUAUUUUCAUCUCCAUCUAUUUUUUAAUACAUAAAUUUCCCCCUUUCCCCCCCCCCAUAGAUUUUAACCUUCUUUAAAACAAAAACAAGCAUCCCCAAACUCGGCCCUCCACAUGUUUUGGGACUACAACUCCCAUCAUCCCUAGCUAACAGGACCGGUGUUCAGGGAUGAUGGGAAUUGUAGUCCCAAAACAUCUGGAGGACCGAGUUUUGGGGUGCCUGGUGUAGAAUGUCCCUGUCCCUGCAUUCCCUCUUGUGCUGCUCAGCUAACUGGGUAACACCUGAACCUGGGUUUAAACAGAGCUGGCCUGCAGAGAAAAGAGGAAUAGUGGGGUAUAAAUUUGAUGAAGAGAUCGAUAGAUAAAUAUUAUUUAUUUAAUAAAGAAUUUGCUUCUUGGCUGAUCUGUGGAGGCAUGUUGUGAGCCAUGCAAGAGGAGGGAGCGAGCCAGAAGCAUCUCAAGAAGUGAAAACUACACACUUCUGAACAAGAAAUAGGGGGGGAAAGGGCUCAUGUUUCUAGGAGACUAUGGAUGCUGACCGGAAAAUGUGCAUACUGCCCAGAGAAUGUCCAAAAUGCAGUCGAGAUAUGUACAUUCCCCAAAGUCUGAUGGGGAUUACGCAAAAUGGAUGGAGGAUGUACAAAUUUCAGCCACUAUAUGUGCACCAUUCUGCAUGAAUCUGUCCUGCCUCACAACCAACACAUGCAGACAAAGACCCUUGUUUAAUUUUUGUCUUGGUUUUAUGGUUUUAGUGUUUUUUGUAAACUGAAUUUUUGUUUCUGUUUUGUUUUUUACAAUCGAGCGGCACAUAAAUUGUAUGAAAUAAGUAAAUGAAAGUAAGUAACAGAUAGAUCUUUAUUUGUACGCAAGCUCUCCCCGCCGCCACUGCUGUUGAAUGAACUGAGGUGCUCCCCAUCCUUAGGCCUAUGACCUGCCAUCCCGCAGCUAGCAGGCAAAGCCAUUUGGCUAAUUUUUGUCUGCCUCGUUUAGAUCCUAUCUCCCUGGAUGUUGCAAAGGCAUUAAAACGUCUCCGCCAGCGCCGUCUGGUAGGGUUCUGCAAGACCCACUUGCAGUGGCGUGCGUCUUUUAAUUACAUUUGCAUGCGUGUCUCUAAUUUGCAAGGUGCCUAGUCGCAGAUGAAACAAUGACCAACCCCUACCCUGUGGGAUCUUGCAGGUCUUUGUUUUCCUUUCUGCUACUCCGGAGACACACGGGAGAAAAAGGGUGAAGCAAUGAUUCCGCUGAAGUAGUGAAACAGCUGCAAAGAGCUGGGAUUACGCAGCCAGUGACUGGGAGCAGGAAAUUAGGAGGGUUACAGUGAUGAACUCCUGCGGUGACUCAGUUCUCAGUAACAUAAGUGGAGCACUCCCUCGCCUCAGUGGCUACUUUCAGCAAUGGGUGAACUCAGCAACCUGCACCUAAAACCAACCUGGCUCCAUUUCCUCACACCCCUUAAGACAUGACUAUCUCACACACCUCUGAUUUAGUUUCUCUGCUCUCCUCACAGUUGCACUUCUUCCUAAAAUCACAGAAAUGUAGAGUUGAAUGGAACACCAAAGGUCAUCUAGCCCAAGCCACUGCAACUAUUAUUAUUAUUAUUAUUAUUAUUAUUAUUAUUACUACUACUACUACUGUGGUACCUCUGGUUACGUACUUAAUUCGUUCUGGAGGUCUGUUCUUAACCUGAAACUGUUCUUAACCUGAAGCACCACUUUAGCUAAUGGGACCUCCCACUGCCGCUGCGCCGCUGGAGCACGAUUUCUGUUCUCAUCCUGAAGCAAAGUUCUUAACCCGAGGUACUAUUUCUGGGUUAGCAGAGUCUGUAAUCUGGAGCAUAUGUAACCCGAGGUACCACUGUAUUAUUAUUAUUUCUAUUUUAUUUAUAUGCUGGCCAUCUGACUGGGCUGCCCCGGCCACUCUGGGCAGCUCCCAACAAAAUAUUAAAAACACAAUAAAACAUCAACCAUUAAAAACUUCCCUGACCAGGGGAGCCUUCAAAUAGUUGUUUAACUGUUUGACAUCUGAAGGGAGGUUGUUCCACAGGGCGGGCGCCACUAUCGAAAAGGCCCUCUGCCUAGUUCCUUGUAAUUUCAUGUCCCUCAGUGAGGGAACCACCAGAAGGCCCUCAGAGCUGGACCUCAGUGUCUGAGCUGGAUGAUGGGGGUGAAGCCACUUCUUCAGAUAUACAGGGCUGAGACCGUUUAGAGCUUUAAAGGUUAGCACCAACACUUUGCAAUUGCAAUGUAGGACUUGCUGCUAAAAAAAUCUUGUCAGAUGACCACCCAACCUCUGUUGAGAAACCUCCAAUGAAGGAGAGUCCACCACCUUCCUCUCUGACAGGAGCUCGUUCCUCAGCUUUUGCUAAAGGCUGCCACCAGCCUAUGUCCGCACCAAAUAUUGUGCAGCGAGUAGAGACGAGCUUUCUUUCAUCUGCCUUUCCAUAUGCACAGGGGAACCAAAAGAAUUGCAUCCACUAUGAUGGGUAAAAAAGAAACCUAUUGUACCUUUUACAAUGCUGCCGGCUAACCCACAGAUCUGGAGCUGGCCUCACAAGAACAUACCAAGCAGUGACAAAAAGACAAUCUUCUGAGGAGGCAAAGAGAAUGCCUCACUGGUCAUCAGAUUGAAUAUUUGGGUGGAAGGGGAGCCAAUAACCCCCUUCAGCUAUUCAGGUGGGAGUCCUGUGAAUGCAGAUAGUUACACCUAACAGAGUCAGAUUGAGGACAUUUCCCCCACCAUAGGCAGUGAUGGUCACCAACUGGAUGGUUUUCAAUGAGGAUUUGACCAAUUCACAGAGGAGAGGGUUAUCAAUGGCUACCAGCCAUGAGGGCUAUGAAAUUCCUCCACAUAUUGAGGCAGCAAUUCUUCCAAAAUGCCAGUUGCCGGAAACCACAGGGGGAGGGGAGAGGGCUCUUGUGCUCGAAUCUCACUUGUGGGUUUCGCACAAGCAUCUGGCUGGCCACUGCAAGAACAGGAUACUGCUCCCAGGGGGCCACUGGCUCUUCUUAUGUUCUGAUGCAUGCGCCUGCAUGCAGCAGCUACCCUUGGAUGCAAAAAUAUUGACUACACCUGUUGUUCAAAGGGCAACAGCCAGGCUGAAAUAUUGGAGGAAGGGGAAGGACAAGUGAUGGUUGAAGUAGCGGAGGCUGCUUCUUUAGGGGGAAUGGGGCAGGGCCCCACUAACCUCAGCCCAUCUCCAACCAGCCACCAUUUGUUCUGCCUGCCAGCUUCCUCCCCCUCUUCCUUAGUCUCCGUGUUGCCCACGUACAACUCUGCAGGGAGGAUACUGGAAUUAGUCACUGGCUCUGGCGCCACCUACUGGUUGCCUCCCUGCCUUCCACCCUACCAGCUCCAAUGGGGCCCAGCCACUACCGAAAGCAAGAUUUCAUUUCUUGGUGUGUAUGUCUGUCAUGCAAAUUGCAGAGUGGGGAGAAACCAGGCUCACGCCGCAGUUGAAAAUCUGCCACAACAGUCUUCCUUCCCCCCCCCUCCAACACCCACAGCCUGUCUUCACCCUGGUGCUAAGAUGUCAUCCUGUCUAGUGGCGUUAAAGCCCAGUUUGGAAAUCCAUCCUAAGAAAGAAGGGCAGCUGCCAAUUUGUCUGUUUGAGGGCACGUCAUUAAUCUCAUGCGCAUCUCAUUUCUGGUGACAUUGCACCAUAUUGUGGAAGACACUCUCAUUUUGGAAAGGUUCUAUUAUCCCUAGGUGGCCUUAGGCAAGCUCCUAUUUCACAGCCUCAGCCACGCGUCUGCAAAAUGGGAAUUAUACUGCUGAGCUGGCUUGCCUUCCUGUGUUGUUGUAAGGAUUACAACAGGAUGUCUGCAAGGUGCUCUGAGCACUCAAAGGCAAGGAUAGACAAAGUGGAGCCCUCCUAAGUGUUGCUAGACUACAGCUCCCAUCAGCCUGAGCCAGCAAGGCCCAAUGGUCAGGGCUAGUGGGAGUUAUAGUUCAGCAUCAUCUGAAGGUAUGUAUGGAGGAGAAGUUUGAUUCUCUUUGCCUUUAUAAGCAAACUGCGCUAAAGUGCACUUUCUGAAGCAAUACACAAAUGGAAACACAAGCAUCCUUCAAAGUUUGCUGUCCUCCGGACUUUGCAGUGCACUUCUCCAGCUGCAUAAUAUGAACAAAAGCGCAUAUACUGGGGUACUGUGUUCAUCAAAAUGUACCGUAUUUUUUGCUCUAUAAGACUCACUUUUUCCCUCCUAAAAAGUAAGGGGGAAAGUGUGUGCGUCUUAUGGAGCGAAUGCAGGCUGUGCAGCUAUCCCAGAAGCCAGAACACAAGAGGAAUGGCUGCUUUCGCUGCGCAGCGAUCCCUCUUGCUGUUCUGGCUUCUGAGACUCAGAAUUUUUUUUUCUUGUUUUCCUCCUCCAAAAACUAGGUGCGUCUUGUGGUCUGGUGCGUCUUAUAGAGCGAAAAAUAUAGUAUAUUGGUAACAAUAGCCUUCGAAAAUGCCUUGUAUUGGGGAAAACUGCAUACCAAAGUGGGUAUAUUUAAGAAAGAUCCACACUCAAAUCCAUAUUUCUCCCCAGGUUUCCAAGAUUCCCAGUCCAACCUGGAGAUGGCAGGGAUUGAACCUGCGUGCAAAGCAGAUGCUUUAGCAGUGAGCCAAAGCUCUUCCCCAUCCUUAUUCUCAGGGGUGGCACUCCCCAUUUCACUCGCCACUGGCACCGCACCACCCUUACCUGUCUUGCCCACUGGUGCCCACAAAGCGCCAGCAGCCGCGGCCAACUUCCAGUGAGAUUUUGCAAGAUCUCACCGAAGUCUUGUGAGAUCUCGUGCAACAGGGCCAGCAGCAGAGGCCACUGGCAAACAGUGGAGGUGAGGCAGGCACCUCUUCUAGGGCUUCUGUUGCUUAAGGCAGGCUCCUCACCAGUGCCAGACUUACGUAUAAGCUAAACAAGCUAUAGCUUAGGGCCCCACUCUCUUGGGGGCCCCAAAAAAAAUUAAAGAAAAAAACAACCUGGAUGUACAUUUCCAAAAUAUAAGAUAAAAAAAAAUUUUAAAAACCUACAUACAGCAACAGUGUUUUGUGUAGUGUAGGCUCCUAUCUGUUAUGUGCAAAUGGCUUUAGAUACCUAUUAUGAAUUACCAUAUAGCAUAUAUUCAACACAAAAAAACAGUGACAAUUUGUUGUUGACAAAGGACAGCUGGACAUAUAAAGGGCCCCAUUACCUUCAGUAGCUUAGGGCCUCAUCAAACCUAAAUGCAGCCCUGCUCCUCACCCUUCUUCCUCAGUGGACCGGGCCUUCUUCUUCCUUCCAUCCUGAAAAUCAUUAGGCAGAGACAAAGUUUCUCACACUUUUCCCCCCCUUUCUCUUCCAGCUCUGCAACCAAAUCUCCUCUCCUUUCCUCAGCAGCAGAGUGGGAUCCUCCUUCCCCAACAUGGGCACAGCUUGACGUCUCAGGUAAUGGCCACUUGGCAGGGUGUUUAGCUCAUGGAAAUCAUAGAGUUGUAGAGUUGGAAGGGACCAUGAGGAUCAUCUAGUCCAACCCCCUGCAAUGCAGGAAUAUCUUUUGAUUGGAUUAAUUUGGUUCAGUUAACUCAGCUGAAUUAAAUUCACUAUUGAGCCGAAGCCAGUAUUCUCAGAUAUUCAAAACAUCCAACAUAGAAACUGAAAUUUUGAAUGUGCCAUCUGAUCUUAAAAUUCAGCUGCUUUGGGGGUCACUUUGCCACACAUCAGAUGUACAUCAGCUGCUGGCUGUCAACAUCAUUAGCCACAUUGCCAAAUAUGAAAACUGUUGCAUGACAGCUACACAUAUUGUCACAUACUAGAUCCCAGUGCAUGUCAGCUUUUAAAUUCCACUGCCUACUGUAAGAUAUGGUGAAAUACUAUAUCCUAUUGUAUGUCAACUCUCAGAUCCUGACAAAUCAAAUGUCAAGAAUUGAAAAUCAAACAUAUGAUAUCAAAUAACAGAUUUGUAUGAUCUGUAUUGUUCUAUUGGUACUGUUGCUGUGGGGUUUGUAAUGACCUUUGGCUAGAACAAUAAACUUAUAUUGAUUGAUUGAAUAGCAGAUUUCAAGCAUUCAGCAAAUAUUUGAGCAUUUGGGGAAUGUUUGAAGAACUUUCAGUGCCUAAAGAGAAACUGAUGUGCUGUUUUGCAAACAAAUUAAUUUCAGCUCUAAUUCAGUGUCUAGCUAGGAACCCCAAAGGUCAGUAGGAGCACUCCUUGAAAUCUGGUGCAGAAUUAUCUCUGGACAAUCCCAAAGUGCUCAAAUAAAUGGCUGAAUUUUCAGUACUAUAUAUACAGUAUAUGAAGUCCCCCUUGUCCCCCUUGGCCACAAUCUUAACACUAAAUUUCCUGGAGAACUGAAUUUGGAACCAGAUGGAAAUAUUCCAUUGGGAAGGACCGUGGGAAUUUGACUCCACAGUUGUGCUCACAUUGAGCCAAGUCCAAUACAAAGGAAGGGAGGAGGGUGGAAAGGACUCUUUCCUACCCACAGUCAAAUUUGGUUUAAUCUGAGCAAGUUCUCUUUUCCGCUAUUCCUUGGGAUGAUGAGAGCUCCCUGUGGCUGUUUACUGAAAUGUUCCACAAAGCUUAGGGCUGUGGAACAUAGUUUGGUCACCCCUGGGCUACUCAGCCUAAAGGCAGCAUGCAUAGAAUCCUAGAGCCGGAAGAAGCCUCUGAAGUCAUCUCAUCCAACCUCCUGGUCAAAGUAGGAAAGCCACUAUGAUAGGAUCCCUGAUAGGUAGCCAACCAGCCUCUGCCUAUGAGGAAAGGUUACGGUUUUCCCACAAGCAUCUGGCCGGCCCCUCUGAGAACAGGAAUGCUAGACUAGAUGCCACUGGCCUCAUCCAACAGACUCUUCUUAUGUUCUUAUGCUUUAAAACUUCUAAUGAAAAGAGGGAGGCAGAAUCACAAGCAAAGUGCCUGAAAACUGAAGAGGAAGCAGGAUUUGGAAAGGUCUAUCAACCACCACCGCCGCCGCCAACAGAAAGCAUCCAGUCCCAUAGUGUCUGAUCCUGGGACACUCCCUCUACCACCAGGAGACACCUAGAAUGAUGGAUGAGAGGAAACUGUCUCCAUAACACCCAGGCCUCUUAUGUCAUCUUCAGAUGUGUGGGUUUCUGCUCAUCCUAAAUUAUACGAACAAUCUUGCUGGAUCAGCCCAGUCAGCCCUCUAGGCCACACCGAGUGUAAUUAGGAAUAAAAACAACUAAAUUUGAUUAGUCAUUGUUGCAAUGAAUGUAGGAUAAGAAAAUCCCUGCUUACAGCCGGUUGGAGGAUCAUAUAUUUGAGUCUUCCCCCUUGUAUAAGUCUUCCUUCGUGGAGGAAACUAGCACAUCAGGGCAAGGGCAUUUAUCAUCCUUGCAUGCUAGAUUUCUAAUUACGAGAAAUGUUUUCCCCACAUUUGUAGGAUUCCCCCGCCACCACCUAACCAGCAAUCUGAACUGGUAUAGUCCCAACAGGAAGGGUAAUACCCUACGAUUAUUCUGGAUGUGUCUUGAUUGGCUCUCAGGGCACACCCAUACUAUACAUUUAAAGCACAUUUGACACACAUUUAAAGCACAUGGAUUCCCUCAAAGAAUCCUGGGAACUGGAGUUUACAGAGCCACAAUUCCUAGCAUCUUUAACAAACUACAUUUCCCAGAAUUCUUUGGGGAAAGCCAUGGCUGUUUAAAGUGGUAGGAUUCUACUUUAAAUUUAUAGUGAGGCCUUAGUUUCCAAUGGGUAUUUUAUUGUGUUGACCAAUGUUUUGUUCAUAUUGAUGGUUUUCUAUGGGGUUAUUUUGGCAAAUAAUUUGUAUUGCACCAGCCACUUUGGACACUUUAAUUGAGAGGCUGGAUGCAAAUGUCUAUAGCCCACACACAAAAAACACAAUUUGGUGAGGGUGGAAGUGGAGUCAUAGAAUUGUAGAGUUGGAAGGGACCCCGAGAGUCAUGUAGUCCAACCCCUUGUAAUGUAAGAAUCUCAGGGUCAGCAUUUGCCCCCAACAUCAGCAGACAAAUGACACCACCGCUACUACUAUCUGCCCUAAGCCCCCAUUGUUUUCAUUUUUUCUGGCCCAGUGCUCUGGGGAGAGCAGCCAUUUUAAUUUCCCACAAUACCCCUGGUGUAGCAGCGCUAUGGGACAAUGCAGGGAAUCAAAAUGGUAGCCCCCUACUAUCCAACGCUCCUUCUGGCCACUAUCUCUGGCCGGUGAAUUACCAGGGUUGUGCAGUCAAACCGGCAGCACAUCCCAUGACGUUUUUGAUGUUUUGUGAACAUGUCAUCUGACCUGUAGCUUAGACCCUUUUAAACAUCUUUCCUGGGGAGUGCUUUUGUAGGGUGUUUUUCCCCCCCAGUAAUGAUGGCACAAUGUGUCUGUUUUAACAGGCGGUGGGACGUCCUGGGCACCCCGGAUCGUCGUUGGAGCCCCACCUGGAAGUCCCUCAGCACUUACAAGUGAGCAAACACUUGCCGUCCUCAGUGGCAACGGACGAAGCCAAUGAUCUAGAGGAGCUGGAAAAAUUUGCCAAAACUUUCAAACAGAGGAGAAUCAAACUUGGGUUCACUCAGGUGAGGACUGUCUCCUUCAAACUGUAAAGGCUUGUCUCAAGGCCACCUUGCCUGUGCCUUGAGACCUUCAGCUGAUGUUCUUCUUUGAGAACCUUCACCGGGGAAGGUAUUUCAUGCAGCAGAGAGGGGCAGGGCCUCCUCUGUGGUAGUGCCCCACUGUGGAAUGCCCUCUUGGUAUGGUUGGACCAGACCUCCGAUCAUCCCUGACCACUGGCCAGAUCUGAUGGAAGUUAGAGUCCAACAACACCCAUCCCUGCCAUAGAAGAACAAUGAGUGCUGAUACUUUAAUCCUGAUUGUCUGGUUAAAUCCUUUGCCAAGGCUUUUUGAACGCUGGUUAUGCCUCCUUGUUUUAACUCAGAACUUGUGGCCCUCCAAGUGUUUUGAGGCUGCAACUUCUAUCAUCUCUAGCCAUUGGGCAUGCUGGCUGGGGCUAAAGGGAGCUGGAAUCCAGAAACUUCUGGUUCUCUACCACUCCUCCAAAACCUGUUCAGUGUUGGGGGAAGGUGUUUCAAUAAGAAGAUCCUGGUUUUUUUCUUAUCAUUGUGUUAUCAGUAGUAGUAUUCAUAAGUUGGGUAUGAUUAGAUCAUGGGUAGGAAAACUAAGGCCCGGGGGCCAGAUCCAGCCCAAUCGCCUUCUAAAUCCAGCCCUCGGAUGGUCUGGGAAUCAGCAUGUUUUUACACGAGUAGAAUGUGCCCUUUUAUUUAAAAUGCAUCUCUGAGUUAUUUGUGGGGCAUAGGAAUUCAUUCAUUCCCCCCCCCCAAAUAUAGUCUGAGGGACAGUGGACCGGCCCUGCUGAUCCCUGGAUUAGAUGGUUGUUGUCAUUUUGUUAAAUGUAUUAACCUGCCCUUCACCAGCGGGUCCCAGGGCAACUUACAACAACUUAAAAUUCAGAAUUAAAAACAGUUUGCAAUUGCAGGAAUAGGGCAGGCUGAAAACACACAUCUCAGGUGUCAAAGAAGGACAUCUUCAGCAUUUGCGGAAAGCUGCUUAGCAAAGAUGCCAGACCCGCCUCUGCGAGGAGGGAGCUCCCCAACUGCGGCACUGCCCCAGGGUUGGACUAGAUGGUGCUCUGGGUCCCUUGCAGCUGUACAAGUCUAUGAUUGCUCUCUGGUGCCUUUUCCCUUUCCUGACCUCUUCUGCCUCCAGGGCGAUGUGGGGCUGGCCAUGGGGAAGCUCUAUGGGAAUGACUUCAGCCAAACCACCAUUUCCCGCUUUGAGGCCCUCAAUCUGAGCUUCAAGAAUAUGUGCAAGCUGAAACCACUGCUGGAGAAGUGGCUGAGCGAUGCAGGUAGGCCGGUGUUUCAGUUCAUCUUCCGCAAGCCGGCAUUUGGAUGAGUUCCCAUUUCUCGCAGGUUUGCUUAAAGAAAAUAAGAAGAAGAAGAUCUUUCCUGGUCUUGAUAGCUUUACUGUUUCAGCAUGGGUUGAGGGGUGGAGAGCUGUUUCUCCUCCCCUCUCAGAUUUUCAAUUUCUGGCAGAAUUGUAGGGUAUAAAUUGAUGCUGUGCUUGUUUUUCUGAAGGAAACAGGAUCCCUCAUGGAUCAUACAGCAUUGUCCCACUAGGGGGCAAUAGAGGGUGUGAUAGUCUCCCAAGACGAAGAGAGAAUAAAGUAGGAUCCAACCAGAAAAUUGCAAAGUAAGACACCAGCUUACAAGUUCAACAGAACUCUGCUUCAGUUUGGAUGUGAAGCAGAACAAAAACAGAAAGAGGGGUGUCUGAAUUUUUUUUAGAUAGCCCCUUUUCUCCAAAGAGCGCAAGGUGGUGUAUAUACUUCUCCCCCCCUCUCUAUUUUAUCCUCACAACAGCCCUGUGAGGUAGGCUAGGCUGAGAGGCAGUGACUGGCCCAAGAUCACCCACUAAGCUUCCUGGCUGAGUGGAGAUUUGAACCCAGGUUUCCUGGGUCCUAGUCCGACACUCUAACCACUACACCACACUCAUGUCUCUGUGGGGCAUGGUGGGAACCUCAGCCCAACCUUUGGUAACUGUCUUGUGGCUGGUGCUUAUGGGAGUUGCAAUCCAAAAUAUCUGGAGGCCACCAGAUUGGGGGAGGAGACCUGAGAUCAGAGCUUGGGAACCUGUGACUAGAUGCUUUGGACUCCAGUUCCUAGCAGCAUCAGCCAGUAAAGCAAAUUGUCAGUUUUCUGCCAUAAUCCUUGCACACAUCAAUAUAUCGGCUUUGAAUUAAAUAGUUUGCCUAUCUCCUUGCUCCAUAGAAGCUUCCCCUUUGGACUCUUCCGUGAGCACACCCAGUUCCUACCCAUCUGUGAGCGAGAUGUUUGGUCGCAAGAGAAAGAAACGCACCAGCAUCGAGACCAACAUUCGCUCCACUCUGGAGAAACGGUUCCAAGACGUAAGAGAAACAAUCCACUUUUAGCCGUCGAGCAUAAUAUGGGGAGGUAUAUAAGGCUGGAGGUUUGACAGGGCAAGUGAUGAGAAGCAAGAAGGGAUGUCUUCCAUCACUUCACCCCACUAGUCCUUCUAGGUUUUCCUCCAUCCUAAAAUAGUGUUAUAGGAUUGGAGGGUCAGUCUAGAUGACAUCCAUGGAUUCCUUCCAGGCCUGUGAUCCUGUACACAGUGAGGUUAAGAAUCUAGUAGGGGAGACUGCUGAACAAACCAAACCAGUUCCUUUUUGUCAAGGUAAUUGUUAAGGCUAGCCACUUAAGUACUUCCAUUUGCAUGUCCAAAGAGGUUGCUCUGUUGCCAUAGAGACAAAUGGGUGGGCAUUUUCCCACCUCACCUUGCUGGAUGCCAUGUCAGCCUAGGAGAGAGAACAAAGGGAAAAGGGGUGCUGUGUGAGAGACAGGUUUUUUUGCUGAUGCUGGAAGCUGGAGCCCCAGAGGCUGGACCCAAAGAUGUGGCAUUCGGCUUCCCUAGAAUCCUAAAAGGAAGACAAGUUCUGAUGUAGUGUAAAUGCUGUGAGGCCCUUCAUCCUAUGUUCAGGUCGUCUACAUGUGUAAAUAAAUCCAUAUUUCCUAAAGAUACCACAGUCUCCAUAGACCUUCACUCCCAGGAAACUGAACCCUGGGAAAGUGUAGGAGCCCCUGGAGUCUCUCAGCACACAGAGAUUAGGUGCUUGCAACACUACAUGAUCUAGGACUGUGUGCAGGAUUCGACUGGUCCAAGUCCUGAACUAAAUUGAGCCGAUUUGGGGGAGUGGAGGAUUCAGACAUCCCCAGAUCACUGCAGGUUGAGCCAUCCAGUGAUCUGUGAGCUGUAGCAUGAUGACAGUCUUACCUUGCUAUGUAUAUAGGAAUAAAUAAAGUAUCCCUUACCGCUGUGGAUGGUGUUGCUUAUCUCAGCCUUUUUCUCUUCAGAACCCCAAGCCCAGCUCAGAGGAGAUCUCCAUGAUUGCAGAACAGUUGUCCAUGGAGAAGGAAGUGGUUCGGGUUUGGUUCUGCAACCGGCGCCAGAAAGAGAAGCGCAUCAGCUGCCCGAUGCCCUCCCCUAUCAAAUCACCCCUCUACAACUCCAGACUGGUAAGAGCUCCUUCGCCAAAGGGGACUGGCCACCAGUGGGCAUUGCUAGAUAGUUAAAGAACUUGAGGCAGAAGCCCAUAAUGCACAUUUCUUGCAAAUUGGCUUGUGCUAAUUUAUACACAGUUUAAAAAGGUAAAGGACCCCUGACAGUUAAGUCUAGUCGCAGACGACUCUGGGGUUACAGCGUGCAUCUCGCUUUAGAGGCCAAGGGAGCCGGCAUUUGUCCACAGACUGUUUUUCCGGGUCAUGUGGCCAGCAUGACUAAACAGCUUCUGGCUCAACAGAACACCGAAACCAGAGCAGCGCACGGAAACACUGUUUACCUUCCUGCCGGAGCGGUACCUAUUUAUCUAUUUGCACUUUUGGCACACUUUCGAACUGCUAGUUUGGCAGGAGCUGGGACCGAGCAGCAGGACCUCACCUCGCUGUGGGGAUUUGAACCACCGACCUUCUGAUAGGCAAGCCCAAGAGGCUCAGUGGUUUAGACCACAGCACCACCCAUGUCUCGCUUAUACACAGAUACCCCUGGGCAAAUUUAGGUGGUGGAGCUCUCACUUUGUGCCCAGGAAUUGUUGUUGUACCCAGUGCUAGUCCUACUGGCAGUGGCCCACUGAAGUUAAUGGACAUGACUAACUUAGAUUCAUUACAUAUGCUCCAACAUUUUCUGUCCCAAAUCCAGGAAACACACACCCAUCAUGCUGCCCCUGCCUCCACCCCUCACCCACCUAGGCUGCCUUGACACACCAGCACCACCCACAAGCAUGCCCAGGCUGACUCAGCCACCCACCACCUUACCUUUGCCAGCUCACUGCUGCUGCCACUGCAAGGCCAAGGCUGCCUUCUCCCCCUCUGCAAGACCCACCAAGGCACUUUGGUGCAUCCCUUUGAGACAGCCAGCACAGCUUCCCAGAGGGGUGCAUCCCUGGCAAUGUCAAAGCGAUCUCAGAAGGUGCUCUGUUGCCCGUCAUUCCAGCAUCCAAAUCUCAGCUUCUGAGAUGUCCCAGUUAAAGCGGGACAGUUGGGGGGUAUGUCAUUAACUAACUUGGGUCCAGUCUGAGGGGAACAUAGUUGUCUCCAACUCAAAGUUUGCUGUUUCUUCUUUGGAGCUGUGUUCCAAAACACCUGGAUUGAGGAAAGCUGUUAUAAACCAAGCUGACCUGUCCUUUCUCUCAUAGAAGCUGGACUGUCCGCAUCCCAUUGUCCCUGGCAUGUCCUGUUACAAAGACCUCAGGCAGCAAAUGUCAGCUUGGAGAGCCUGCAAGAACAGGCACUGCUAAGCUGGAUAGAUUUGAUGUCUGAAUGGUGAAAAGCCACUUGUUUAUACAUAAUAGUCAGGAGUAUCACACAAAGACUGUGCUUUGAACAUCAUGUUCCAUGUCGCCAACAGUGUGCUCCUGGUGUAUCAGAGCCAACAGAGCACCUCUCCCUUUUGCAAACCGCUUUGCAGGUGCCUGGUGCGUAGCUCCACGCAGCUGCUACCUGCCUCUCGUUCUUUCUUCGAAAGCAAUUUGAAUUGCACAUGCACCUACAUGAAGGAAUGAGUGGAAGUGGGUUGUGUGAAUGGCCAGAGAGUUGUUGCUGUUGGCAAGAGCUGGAUUCUGUGUGGUCCUCACCUUACACUGGGCGAAGCGUUAGUGUAUAAACACACUUUGAAGUGGAAUGCAGCUGUUGCUUGGGUAGAGCAUGCCAGCUCCUUCUAAAGGAAUGGCUUGCCGUAGGGGAUCGACGCAGGAGAGCCAGGACAAUAUAAUGGCUCAUGAUGAGUUGUCAGCCACAAGGGCCUUGCUUCAAGUUUCUUGGCAGCCCUCAGUAAACUGCCGUCUCCCCACACAGAGGCAGUAUGGGAAUAACAGGCAUGGCCUACCUUGCAAGAUUGUUGUAAGUGUUACUGAGAUGGGGUACAGGUAAAAAGCUUAAAAGCUCUGUUAGAAAUGCUGCGUGGAAAAAGGCUGGGAUCCAACUGAAACUGUGACGGAGAGUCUCAGUCGCCGAAAUGUCAGCCAGCUUCCUGAGAUGCUAUCGCUCCAAAUUAACAAGGCCCCCAGCAAAUGGAGAGAGCACCUUUUCCCUGAUUCACCAGGACUGACUCAGAGAGGAGAGCACCCUCUGAAGAUGACUCAUUCACACAGCUUCCUGCAAGGCAGCUGCUUCUAGCACAGCACAGGGUGCUCUCAGGCUGUCUACGUUUUCGGGUGGGAUCCUCUCCUGUGUCAGCAAAUCCACGUUGUGCAAUCGUUGUCGACGGGGAGCUCUUGCGCAACAAAUACACCUCUCCCUGCCCCGACCCCCCUCAACAUAGACUUUUUGCUUUGAGAUAUAUAAAAAAUAAAAUAAAAAAUGUCCAGUAGCACCUAGAGACCAACUAAGUUUGUUCUUGUUAUAAGCUUUCGUGUGCAUGCACACUUCUUCAGAUAUACUUCAUCAGACCAACACGGCUCCCUACCUGAAUCUUUUUGCUUUGAGGAAAGGGAUGGGGAAAUUCACUAGACAGUGUGGGACAGAACGCUUGCCUGGACACAACAUCCUCUAAUCUCCCCUACAACAAAUCAGAAGGCUCCUGAAAUAGGCAGUGUCAUCUCAUCUCCCUGCAAACCAAUCACAAUUAAUGCUUUUUUUAUUAAAAAAAUAAAUUAAUUAAAAAGGUCAUCUGGAAGCACCUAUCAUCUCCAGCUGCUGAACCAUUUGAGCAAAUUGUCAUCUAAGUCCAGCAGCAAAUGUAGAGUUGGAAAGGACCUUUGCCAAACUUUUAUUAGGCAUUACAAGUAUCGGCCAUGAUAAAACAUCCAUAUAUAAAAUUUAAAAACAUGUACAAAUAAACAGCCAUGUAAAAUAUGUAAUAACGAGGAUUUUCAUUGGAGUUUCUUCCUGCUAAAUAAAAAGGAGGCACGGCUAAGUACCACCUGCAUUAUACAUUUAAAGCAGCAUCACAUUUGUUUGAGGAUCUAUACAACUGUGUAACAUGCAGAAAACAGCAUUUUUAGAGAAAUCAAAGACUGGAACUGAGGGAAGUCGGGUGGUGGGGGUGGGUAAAUUCUGUGGGGGGAGGGAGGGGGAGGAAAAAUGGGGGGAUAAGGAUGAUAUGUUUCUGGAUAAUAUGUUUUGUUUUAAUUUUGAAUAAAAAAAGUUAUUAAAAAAAUAAAUAAAAUAAAGCAGCAUCACAUUUCUAUCACAGACUUACAUCUCCCAGAGUUCCCUGUGAAGAGGGAUUGCUUGUUAAACCACUCUGGGAAUUGCAGCUCUUUGAGGAGAACAGGGGUCUCCCAAUGACUCUUACCCUUAAGAAACAACAUUUCCAAGGAUUCUUUGGUGGGGGGAGCCACAGUCUCUAUUUUGACGUAUUUCCUUUAAAACAGCUCAAAAUUUAUUUAUUUUAGAUUUUGAGUCCAGAUUUCCAACCCUGUUUAAAUGUACAGUGUAAAUGAUGCCAAAAAUGAGCUUCUCGUUGAACGAUUUGAGGCUCCUAUAGCACAGCAUCUAGGUGACUGCUUAUUUGUGUAUGUUUUUCUAAGCACCAGCCAUACGACUUGCAGUGGACAAACCAACCAAGGCCAAUCUUUUAACCCGUCACCCCAAAUGAUCCUCUUCUGCUUGCUUUUCUCUUCCAGGUCUCUACCUCAGGAUCCUUGGGUCCCCUCUCUGUCACUCCUGUUCACAGCACCAUGCAUGGGGCAGGUAUGUGGGGGUUUUCCCCCCCAGGAGAAUGUUUCUCUGUUUCUGUUUUUUCCUUCCAUGAUUCAGCCCCUCUGAUCCGCUUCUCUAGGUGGGAUGGGGUUGGGGAGGGAACAUGGAACCAGCCUGUCUUUUGCCUCAGGCCUUUGGCGCCUCAGGCCCUGCAGGGAUAUUCCUCUGCGCAGCUCAGACCUUGCCUAGGGGCACAGGACGAGGAACGCAUAUAUAUCGGCUUGAAGCAACCCUGCCAAAUCUUUGGCCGCAGGCUUUCCAUUGAUACUGUAAUGGGCAGUUGGGCUGUGAAAGCCCAACAGGGUAAAAUGGAAGGGUGUGAUGACAGACAGGCCAGAGGGCAGGUUCUGGAGCAGACAGACAAGGAGGUAGGGAGGUGAGAUGAGGAAAUCUGCAUCAUUACUCCACUGGACAAGCUGCUCAGACUGAGGAGCUGGGAAUCAUAGAAUCAUAGAGUUAUCUACUCCAGCUCCCUGCAAUGCAGGAAUCUCAACUAAAGCAUCCAUGGCAGGUGGCCAUUCAACCUCUGCUUAAAAAACCUCCAGUGAAGGAGAACUGACAACCUGCAGAGGGAGUCUGUUCCACUGUCAAACAACUCUUACUGUCAAGGAGAGGACCGUAACUCAGUGCCAAAGCAACUGCUUUGCAUGCAGAAGGUCCCAGGUUCCAUCCUUAUCAUCUCCAGGUUGGAAAGGGGAAAGACCCUUUGUCUGAAACCCUGGAGAGAGGCUGCCAGUCAGUGUAGACUCCUAAUAAUAAUAAUAAUAAUAAUAAUAAUUUAUUUAUACCCCGCCCAUCUGGCUGGGUUUCUCCAGCCACUCUGGGCGGCUUCCAAAAAAACACUAAAAUACAAUAACCUAUUAAACAUUAAAGCUUCCCUAAACAGGGCUGCCUUCAGAUGUCUUCUAAAAGUUUGGUAGUUAUUUUUCUCUUUGACAUCUGAUGGGAGUGUUCCACAGGGCGGGUGUCACUACCGAGAAGGCCCUCUGCCUGGUUCCCUGUAACUUGGCUUCUCGCAGUGAGGGAACCGCCAGAAGGCCCUCAGCGCUGGACCUUCAGUGUCCAGGCAGAACGAUGGAGGUGGAGACGCUCCUUCAGGUAUACUGGACCAAGGCCGUUUAGGGCUUUAAAGGUCAGCACCAACACUUUGAAUUGUGCUCGGAAACGUACUGGGAGCCAGUGUAGGUCUUUCAAGACUGAUGUUAUAUGGUCUCGCCGGCCAGGGAGUCCUCCACACCCGCCCGCCUCCUGUCCCCCCAAAACAGCACUUCUGUCUUGUCAGGAUUUAACCUCAAUCUGUUAGAUCCAAUGUUGCUGAACUACAAUCCCCAUCAGCCCCAGCAAGCACUGCCAAUGGUGAUGGGAGUUGCAGUUCCACAACAUCUGGCAAGCCAAAAAUUCGUCAUGCUGGUGCAGACAGCACUGAACUUCAGGGACCAAUGGUCUGGCUUGGCCAAAGCAAGCUUCCUACGUUCCUAUGGCAUGGCUUAGAGCAACUGUUAUAUAGAGCCGGCCAGGCCCCUGUUGGAUCUACAGGUCAGCUGAUCUGGCUGGUCCGAAAAACUGCAGUACCAUCUCUGGCCAUUGUAGAGGUGGCACCGCAGCACAGCAGAGGCAGGUCUGAGAAUUCCUUCCUUUGCCCGGUGGCACAAAGAGUAAGAUGCUCAAGUCCCUGUUUCAACGCAGCCACCAACCACCAGCACCAUACCUGUUUGACUUCUUGCUUACAUCCAAACCAGGGUGGGGGGCAAGGGGACACUAGCAUUCAGCUUCCUCUGCCAUAAUCUCUGUGUUGCCACAGUGGAACUCGGCUGAGAGGAAGAUGGGAGCAGGAGGGUGGGGGAAUGAAGUUAGAAUUAGUUGAAUCUGCCUGUCCUUGGCUGUGCUCCCACCAACCAUGUCCCAAAUCAUUCAUUUCUUGGAGGAAUUAGAAAACAUUCCUGUUUACCCAGGCAACUGGUGGCUGAAGGAUACUGUCCCUGGCAACCCCAAGGUCAUUUGGGAAGGAUGUAUUUAACUGUAAUUGCAUUUAGACGUCUUUAAUUGUCAUUGUUUAUAGAAUGCUUUAAUCUGUUUUAUACGUUUGUUGUUGUUUUUAGUUUUUUAGCUAUAUGCCACCCUGGGGUCCUGCCCAUUUGGCUGGGUUUCCCCAGCCACUCUGGGUGACUCCCAACAGAAUUAAUAAUGAUAAUACUAAAAAAGCAAUAAAACACCAGACAUUAAAAACUUCCCUAAACAAGGCUGCCUUCAGAUGUCUUCUAAAAGUCAGAUAGUUGUUUAUUUCCUUGACAUCUGAUGGGUGGGCAUUCCACAGGGCGGGUGCCACUACCAAGAAUUAAUUUAUUAUUAUUAUUAUUAUUAUUAUUAUUAUUAUUAGUCCCGAUGGACAUCAACCACCACUGAAUGGAGGGCCUAGGAAAGAAGGGUCAGAACAGUGAAUAAGUGAAAUGGGGAGAGGAACCAUUAACAAAUGCACUGUUAAGCUGCCAAAGAAACCACAACUAUUUGCAUGCACCGGAACAACUGAAGGGUUUUUCUUUAAGGAUAAUUUUCUCUCUCGCACAGUGACAUCAUCAUGCUCUCCGGGGAACUCCAGCCGGCCCUCGUCUCCUGGCACAGGACUCCAUGCCAGCAGCCCCGGCAUGUCCCAGAGCAACUCCAAAGCAGCCAUCAACUCCUCCAGCUUCAACUCUUCUGGGUAAGGCUAUGACGGGGGGAGCGGGCUGCAGUUAAAAGAAUAAUUGAAUUGUAGAGUCGGAAGGGACCAGCAGGGUCAUCUAGUCCAACCCCCUGCAAUGCAGGAAUCUCAGAGUUUCCCCUGGGAUCAUGAGAAUAAAAGGAUGGUGAAGAAAGCCAGGAGGCAGGAGAGAGCAGGAUAUGAUGCAGAGUCACCUGAGCAUACUGAAAGUCCCAAUCUGGCCAGGUGCGACUGUGGGUUUUCCCCAGGUGCUGAAUUUCCACUCCUGGGAAACUGUUGCUUUAAGGCUUGCAGGAAAAUGAGCAGCUGCUCUUGGAAAAGUUCACAGUUGCAGAACUGCACCUGAAGUCAGACAAGGAUGCCCACUGGAGAUGUAAUAGGUUGCUUUCAUACUAGCCCCCGUGCUCUGGAAUUGCUAUGCUUUGAGUAACCACUUUUUACAGAGAAUUUGGAAAGUGUCCUUGUCAGCUCGCUGCAGUCCGUUGUUUUCUGUGUUCACCUCCUGUAACUUUUCAGACGUGAUUAGCGAUUUAAAAAAUACUAAAACAGCAAAAACCUGAUAAGUGCAGACUUUGGGGGGCCACUGUGCCCUUAAUUGAAAACUUCCUGUGUGCUAGUUCAGCCUGUUUUAUUGCUUUGGUUGGAUAGUAAUUAAUUACCCCUUAAUUUCUUAUUAGGUAGUCAGUUGCUGGUCCCUGGUGGAAGGGGGUUAAAUAAUCAUUCCGUUGCUGAUGCUGAUGCUUCCUUUUAUAGUGAAAUAAAAGACUCUUUUGCAGCCUUUAAGAAUUAUACAUACACACACACAAAAAAAUCCGUACGAAAAAAAUUCAUAAUGUCUUGCCUUGAGGGCAAAUUUAGAAUUGGAAAAAUGGCACAUGGUGAAACAGUUGGUACAGAUCCACACCAUAUGUUUAAAGCACAUAUAACCCAUAUUUAAAGCAAAUGGCUACCCUAAGAAUCCUGGGAAUUAGUGCUUGAGUUUGCCUUUUCUUCUCCCUUUUCCCUCCCCCUCCCCUUUCCUUUUCUGUCAUAUCUUUAUAUUUAGGGUUGACAUAUGGCCUCUUUUUCCAGGACACGUCCUCUUUUUCAUGGGCAGAGUUGUCACAGCGAUCCAUAGUUUAAAAGUAGAAGUCGACACAAAUGUGUCCUCUUUUUUGCUCUUCAAGACAUGGCAAAAUAUGUAAUACAUAACCACCCCUCCAAAGAAUCAUGGGAACUUGGACUUGUAGCUCUGUGAGCAGUUAAGCAAUAGUUUUCUCAGGUUUCUCUGGGGGAGGGUGUGCUUUAAAAUGUUCUUUAUAAGAAUGGUGUGGUUGUUAGCUUAGUUCAGAGCUUUCCAAACUGUGUGUCGCGACACGUUAGUGUGUCAGCUACAUGUGUCUUGCGAACGCUCCCUACGCUCCUCCUAGGGCUGUAAAGGGGUUCGUUUAACCUCUGGCUUGCUAGUAAAAAUGAAUGAAUGUGUCGCAAAAUGAUACAUUUGUAAAAAGUGUGUCACCAACAUGAAAAGUCUGGAAAGCUCUGUCUUAUUUCCUUGCCAACACCAUCGCUCGCCCCUGUCUGAAUUCUCACCAUAGGAACAGACAAGAGAUCUGAUCGUGCAUGCCCUGAAAGUUUGGCCCUUUGUAAUACAUUUAGAUUUUUUAUAGUCUUUUUUUUUUUUGCUCUUUCUCAUUAAAUUAACAAUCAAUCAUACAUAAAUAAGCAUAAAAAUGUGCACCUCACCACCAAGACCAUUCCAUUAUAACUCUCCAACCUCCCAGAAUUUUGACACCUCUUGCGAUGGAUUGACCCCUUUCUGUUUUAACAAUACAAAUUCUAUGAACACCCUCCAUAUCCCUUCAAAAUCAUUUCUCCUACAUAUUCCCCAUCUUACCUUCAAGGCACAUGUUAAUUUAUCAUUAAUAGCUAUAUCCCAAAACUCUUCGUACCAUUCUUCCAUUUUAUAUUCUGUUUGCCCCUUCCACUCCUAGCUAUAAUAAUUCACGCAGCUGUCAAUAAAUAGCCUGUGAACCUUCCAUCCCAUCAUAAACUGAUAAUAAUGCUACCUCUGGACUUUUGGUCAGCUUUAACCCCGUGAUUUCUGUUAUCUCCUUAAACACCCUUUGCCCAAAAAAAAUUGUACAUAUUUACACCCCCAACACGUGUGAACAUAAUUCCCUGUUUCCUGGCAUCCCCUCCAACAUAACACACAUCUAGUUUUUAUAGACAUGCACUCUCUCUCUCUCUCUCUCUCUCUCUCUCUCUGCAGAGAAAACAGUUUCUAAAGCCUUGCCUUUGUGUCUUUUUUGUUCUGUUUAUCCUUUUGAGCAGAUCCUGGUACCGAUGGAACCAGCCCACCUACCUCCACUGA